CUCUCCGUGUAUAAUAUCAACCCUUCUCAGCACCAUCUAGACUUUUUUAGAUAUGGGACGCCGACCAGCCAGCUGCUACCGUUAUUGCAAGAACAAGCCAUACCCCAAGUCCCGCUACAAUCGAGGUGUCCCUGACUCCAAGAUCCGCUCCUUCGACUUGGGUCGCAAGCGUGCACCUGUUGAUGACUUCCCAUUCUGUGUUCACUUGGUUUCAUUUGAGUACGAGCAACUCUCGUCUGAAGCUCUUGAGUCCGCCCGAAUCUGUGCCAACAAGUACUGCGUGAAAUCGGCUGGAAAGGAUUCUUUCCAUCUUCGGGUCCGCGUCCACCCCUUCCACGUCCUCCGCAUCAACAAGAUGUUGUCUUGUGCAGGUGCUGAUCGUCUGCAAACCGGCAUGCGCGGCGCCUGGGGCAAGCCUUAUGGCACUGUUGCACGCGUCAACAUUGGUCAGGUUCUGAUCUCGAUCCGUACGAAGGAGUCCAACGCUGCUGUUGUAGUUGAGGCACUGCGUCGUGCUCGUUACAAGUUCCCUGGUCGGCAGAAGAUCAUCAUUUCAAAGAAGUGGGGCUUCACAAAGGUCGACAAGACUGAAUAUCCCAGGUUGAAGGCCGAGAAGCGUAUUGUGCCGGCUGGUGCCCAAGUUAAGUAUAUCACUCAACGUGGCAAUCUCGAGAACAACCUCAAGGCUCAACUCCGUGCCUGAGUAUUCAUUUAUCCUUGAUGUAUUACCAUCGUGCUUUAAUCAUCAUGAUUGAUGCCGAGCUUGCGUCUGUCCAGUGAGAAUCCUCGUUUGAUUUUAUUUCUUAUCAUCUGCCAAUUGCACUGGGUGCACCCUCUAUAUCCAGUACCUCAUCUUUGUUGGUAGAUGUAGGGUUACGGGAAAGGAGGGACAGAAUAAUGUUGCUGCGUUUGUCUCUUCUCUGCGUAUUGUUCUUAGUCGUCAAUGCGUGGGUAUUAAUGCUUGCGAGCCUUGUCAUGCUCACGAGUUAGAGCUAUGCUGUACAGUUGUGUGGCAAUAUAUACGUGUUACUUGCCCU
Cantharellus anzutake is the source of this 1037-nucleotide messenger RNA. RefSeq names its product 60S ribosomal protein L10. Lineage: Eukaryota; Fungi; Basidiomycota; Agaricomycetes; Cantharellales; Hydnaceae. The record is from RefSeq and is a predicted model, not a curated record. Bases 53 to 703 code for a protein of 216 amino acids. Gene Ontology annotation, molecular function: structural constituent of ribosome. Gene Ontology annotation, biological process: translation; ribosomal large subunit assembly. The transcript has 5 exons. Gene Ontology annotation, cellular component: cytosolic large ribosomal subunit; ribosome.